GAACACCCAUGACCACUGAUUCAGACAGAAGUUCAGGCAGAACUAGGACCAAACUUUUAUCUGCAUAUUUCUGUUAAAUCGUUUUUCUGAAAUGGCCGAUUUUCUGUUCUUCAUGACGUUUGUUUUUUCUUGGCCUCUCUGGUUGAAUGCUGAAGUGGUUGCUGACUUUAAAACUUGUAAUCAGUUCUUCUACAAGAAGAUUGAACCAAGAGGACUAGAUCUAAAUGAUGUCAAAAUAUGUCAGAAAUACAAUAAUAAAUUUGACUUUGCUACACUUUAUAGCACUGACAAAAGGAUACCAAUUUACAGUGCUUACCAAUUCAAUUUUGAUCAAUGUGAGAGUGCAACCAGACCCCAAACAUGGUUUAUUGAACCUCAGCUUUCUGGUGAAGAGGAGGAAAACAUGAUUGAUCAAGGACACAAUAAAAACACCUACAAAGAGAGACAAGCCAUCAGUGAUUUUUAUGUUCACACAGACUUUAACUGUAGCCAGCUGAACCCAAGCGACUACCAAUGUAAUACAGGGCGAAUGUCCACUUUCACUCUCACUAAUGCAGUGCCCCUGGAUCAGUGUUUCAGUCGAGUUCAGUGGCAGAAGUAUAAGGAUGGGAUCAAAAGCCUACUAAUGCCUCUUGCUGGCAAAGGAACAGCAUACUUUGUUACUGGUGUGGUUCCUUCCAGUAAACUGAUACCAGAAAAAGAACUGCACUCUGAAAACAUGGUGCGGGACUUCAACAUGGUCGCGGUGCCCAGUCAUGUGUGGACAGCUCUGUGUUUUGAUGCCCUGGAUCCAAAGGACUCAUUUUCCAUAGCCUACAUGGGUGAGAACUUGCCUCACGGUACAAUAGAGCCCUUUACAGUCAAGCGGCUAGUUGAAAGGUUAAACAAACACUACAAAACAACGGACUUGAGCAUCUUCGACAAUAACUGCUCUAAUCCGAAAGACAGGGAAAUUCUGUUACAGUUCGCCUUUGAUGUUUUUAUCUCUGACUCUCUGAAGAAAGCCGCUACAGACCGUUUUAGCUCAAAGGCAAAAAGGAAAUGGGAGAGUAUCCUUUUUAAAAAGUUAACGCAAGAAGGUACCUUGUAUCUUUUUGACAGCGUUUUUAUAGAGGACAUAAACAUUGAAAUGAAAUACAGAAAUAGGCAGGAUUGGUUUCAGGGCAAUGAGCAAUUAAAGUCGACUGAAAACGAGGCUUGUGUACUUAAAGCCAAAACUAACGGGGAACAUUUCUCAGACACGAUUCAUGUCUGUAGUCUCGUCCCAGAAAAAUCGGCCACAGAAUCUACUAUUACUGCAGAUGGUACUCUUUGCUUGGAAGGUGAAACGUGUCAAAUAAUAGAUGGUAACAGACAGUGCAACACAACAAAUGGGAAAAAACAAUGCUGUGCAACUCCAUGUCUGUAUAGUUAUGAGAGAAAGAGUUUUACCUGUAGCUCUAUCAGUGAGACGAUUGUAUGUUCUCCCCAAUAUUCAACUGUGACUAUGAAGGGCAAGUCCUGCCUCCCUGAUCAGGCGUGCGCUACCUAUGACAAAUCGUAUUAUUGGUGUCACACACAGGAUGGGUCGUGGGAUUACUGUAUUCCCCCUUUAGUCUCAGGUAUAACUGUCAAAGGGAAUGCUUGUCGUCUUGACCAUGUAUGCGGUACAUAUGGAAAGAACUAUAGUUGGUGUUACAUUGACGACAAACAAUGGAAUUAUUGUUGUACUACAGAAGAUCCACAUGAGGCAAUAAAUGGUAAACUGUGUCGAUCUGACCACAAAUGUGGUGCACAUGGUAAAGAUUACAACUGGUGUUACAUUGAUGUUAGUGACAAUUGGGAGUACUGCUGUACACCAAGCAUGUAAUACAAAGGUGACAUUAUCCCUCCAAAGAUUGUUAUAUACUGAGGGCUACUGGGGCUAUGAAGUUUCCAAAAAAUAUCAACCAAUGCUUUAAACUAACAGGCUCUACAUUAUAUUGCUUUUAUUAACAUUAUUACUCAUCCCUAUUAAGGGGGGUGUUUAAAUUAAUCUGUCUUAGUCUGGAAUAUAACUAGGAAUAGUUUUAUAUAUCAUAUCUUUUUCCCACAUUGAAGUAACCUAGCUGCACUGAGUAAAAGUGUAAUUUUCCUGGCUAAACCAGGUUUAGCUGUUCUUGUAGACUACCUUUCAGUUUACAAUCAAACACAGAACAGGCUUAAGCAAAGACCUACCAAUUUCUUUAUAUUUAUCUAUGUGUAACCAGAUAAGAUGAUUAUUUACAUGGGGCAAAGCGGACCAAGCCUGCUCUUACCCGAUGAGGGAUGUUUCCCUAUAGGGGUUAUUUAAAGAGGACACCUGGGAGGCCAGGCAGCAGUCUGUUCUGUUUCUACGGAGAUGGCAAGAUCCCAUCAUGCUUUUUCUCUCACUUGAGUUACUAGUUCUGCACUACUCUGGAAAUGUAUUUUCUGUGAGUAAUAUUGAUAGCUUGUGAUUGUGACCAACUUAAAUAAACAGAAUUAUUUUA
Messenger RNA from Polyodon spathula (Mississippi paddlefish), 2489 nucleotides. RefSeq lists its product as uncharacterized. Lineage: Eukaryota; Metazoa; Chordata; Actinopteri; Acipenseriformes; Polyodontidae. Gene Ontology annotation, molecular function: hydrolase activity; metal ion binding; nucleic acid binding. The record is from RefSeq and is a predicted model, not a curated record. Bases 92 to 1849 code for a protein of 585 amino acids. The transcript is spliced from 2 exons.